AGAGCUUUUUGGAAAGGAAAAGCAAGGAAAAGCUUGUCUCUGUGAUUGAGCUGUGGAGAUAAAAAUAUCCAUUUUUUAUGUUAUAAACAGAAGAACAGAAGGGGAAGAGCAAAGCAGAGAAACUGAGAAACAUAGGACUUGUGAAGGGGAGAAUCUUGGCAUUUACUUCUACUUUUUUUGGGUUUUUACAGGGAGUUCUCUUUUCUGGAUUCCUUUGCUGGUUCAUGUAGAAAUGCAGGCACAGCUGGGUCUCUUACAGAUGGGUUUCCGGUGUGGAAGAUGGUGGUUUUGCUUGGUGGUCAAAGUCCUUUUUCUUGGGCUCUGAUGAUGGUUUUCCCAACAAGUUGGAAUUGGGCAUUGACCAAUUCCUGGUUUCACCAAUAAAAGAUAAGUGAAAUCAGGAUCAAAAGGGUUGGAAUUCCAACAUGCCUCUUCGUCUGAGAGGCAAAGCAGCCACCCGUUUUUGCAUGUUCUCAAAAGUGAAGCCGGAAAGCAUUGGUCCAGGCAACACCCCUGUUUAUCUUAAUGUGUAUGACUUGACACCCAUGAAUGGCUAUUUCUAUUGGGCAGGCAUGGGGAUCUUUCACUCUGGCGUGGAAGUUCAUGGUGUUGAAUAUGCCUUUGGGGCUCAUGACUACCCAACAAGUGGCGUCUUUGAGGUUGACCCUCGGCAGUGCCCUGGCUUCAAGUUUAGGAAGUCAAUAUUCAUGGGUAUGACAUGCUUGGAUCCCAUUCAGAUUAGGGAGUUCAUGGAACACCACUCUGCAAAUUACAAUGGUAAUAUGUAUCACUUGAUUGCUAAGAACUGCAACCAUUUUUGCAAAGAUAUCUGCUACAAGUUGACGGGGUACAAAAUUCCCAAAUGGGUAAAUCGACUUGCAAGAAUAGGGUCACGCUGCAACUGCAUACUGCCUGAGGCCCUUAAGGUAUCUGAUGUGCAUCAUGACUGCGAUUAUGAAGGAUAUGCCAGUGAGAAGAAAAGACUGAAAAAUGCCUUCAGUUGCUUGUCUUCAAUCUCAAUGCGGCAGAGGCAGUUACUGUCAUCUCCAUCGGCCUUCAAAGGGUGCCUACCAUCAUGGGAAUUAAGAAGGUCCAACAACAACUCAUUGAGAGAGAGGUGAAGAAGCACAUUCUCUUGCAUUCCACAGCCAAAAAAUAGAUUUUGACCAUUUUCCUGUAAGAAUUUGUAGGAGUGUUACCAGGGCUUCUUUUUUUUUUUUUCUGUCAUUAAGUGUGCCCAAGCUCCUCUAGUUUUUUGGGGAAUGCUUGAAAAGGAUGUUGCUUUGUAUGUCAAUGCUAGAAAUUGGUCUUCUUAUUGUUACUGUCCUAUCCUAAAUUUCUAGAGUGGAUUUGCCAUUGCAGCACAGUGUUAUGUUUAGGUUUCUCGAUGAGUUAAUCAUAUUCCGUCAUCAGUUAUUAGCAGAA
Messenger RNA from Macadamia integrifolia, 1425 nucleotides. Its product is annotated as deSI-like protein At4g17486. The coding region runs from base 426 to 1121 and encodes 231 amino acids. Gene Ontology annotation, molecular function: deubiquitinase activity. Gene Ontology annotation, biological process: protein deubiquitination. The transcript has 4 exons. The record is from RefSeq and is a predicted model, not a curated record. Lineage: Eukaryota; Viridiplantae; Streptophyta; Magnoliopsida; Proteales; Proteaceae.